Messenger RNA from Egretta garzetta (little egret), 2097 nucleotides. RefSeq names its product transmembrane protein 177 (gene TMEM177). NCBI's taxonomy places the organism in Eukaryota, Metazoa, Chordata, Aves, Pelecaniformes, Ardeidae. Bases 1067 to 2002 code for a protein of 311 amino acids. The transcript is spliced from 2 exons. The record is from RefSeq and is a predicted model, not a curated record.
AUGGAAUGACCUUUUCCAUCAGAUCUAGACUACCAGAUUUGUUGAGAGGCCAUUAACUCCCAAGAGGUAAUUUGGGUUUAGUAUUACCAUUUUCUGGAUUUUAGCUCUAUUAUCAAGGAGACUUUCCCCUGAAAUUGGGUUUCAUCCAAGCUCUUGGCUCUUCAGUGUGUUUUCCUUAAAUAAUUUUGUCAAACAAAUCACCACCUCCGGUCUUCAGCAGAAUGUAAGAAUACCACCACUUACUACACUAAGAAAUACAUGUGAAAUUAUUGUGUACUUACAUGCAUCAUUGUUUUUAUUAAGCACUCAGUAUGUGUUCAGUGCAGUAUAAACAUUAAACAAGAUUAUUCUUCCCCUGCUGAAUUUAUAGCCAGAAAGAGCUUCAUAGGAAGGAGCAGUAAUAACAUACCAUUAAAACAGCACCUUUAAUUUAAUCCCUUUUUGUCUCCCUGUGGUUAAUACUCAUUUGCUGUUGAUCAUGACCGGUGUAUCCUGGCAUGUCACGCAGGGCUGUUUUAUGACAUUACAGCCCCCAGUUGCCCACUCUCCCCCCUCUGUAGGAGGUUCUUGUUGAGCAUGAGUGGAAGAAGAGAGCAUAUGUCUGUGUUUCAGCUGCUGCCGUGCAAAGCCCAGCAGCAUAGCUGAAACCCACCUUUGAUGGCACUCUGCACUGAGACCUUGGUGGUUUUAUCAAAGCACAGUUUCCUUUUGCCACCUCGGCCUCCUGUAAGGACAGCUGGAAAUACUAACGUCUUCAACAGCUGCAGCAAGAUUCUCUGAAGCUCGUGUGUUAAAGCCGUGAGAGAUGAGACAUUGCAAGAUGCAAAUGCAAACAGGGGCAUCCAAUUUUCACUGAUGUCUGUUGGAUUUAGGUGCCUAAUUUACUUUUAUAUCUUUAUAGUAGCAUCAUUUUAGGGGAGAAUUCUGUAGCCAAUGGGAUUUUUUUAAGAGAUCGGAACUUUCCUGGGCAGAGCACAUCAGACGGCUUGGACCGUAAAAGGAACUGAUACUCCCCAAGGGAAGCAGGACUCUUGAACUGAAGGAGUCGACAGGUUAGGAUUUGACUAUGGCGGUGCAGUUCCUGUGGAAGGCAUCUGUGUGGCUAAAGAAGCGCAAGAUCACUUUGUUGGCCGUUUCUUGCAUGGGACUGUUUGGCGCUAACCUUUCCUAUCACAUGUUUCCUGAGCGGACAUUCAAACUGUUGCAUGAGUGCUGGUCAGAGGGGCAGCCAGCUGAGCUGUCGCAGAAGCUCUGUGGUGUCUUUCAGGAUGUCCUUCAAGAUACUGGUGUGAAGUCCACUGACUCCUAUCGAGCCUUUGCAGCUUCUGGCUUCCACCCUGUGAGUGCUGGAAUCCCCUGGCUGCCUGCGGGCUCGUUGGUGGGCAUCCCGCCUAAUUUUGAUAGCACAGCUGAGGAUAAAAAAGGAAUAGUCAACCAUGUUGUUGUGAUCAAUGGCAAGGAAGUAGACUGGGAGAGCAAUGAAGGUGUUGCUUUGAAAGAAGCUCUGACAUUUUCACUUGAAGCUCAGAAGUUUGCCAUUGCCAGAGAAAUCAUGUAUUUGCACAAUGGCAGCCCUUUAGCAAGUGCAGUUGUGGCUCCAACUUGCUUAGCUGGUACCUUUCUCUGUGCGAGAGGUAUAAAGCUACUUCUGGGUUUAUCUCCUGGCCCCGUGAUACUUCGCGGCAUCUGUAACCUCAUAACUGCCGCUGGUGGACUAAUGUGCUAUUACGUUUCUUACGAUGCUAUGACCUAUCAUCUAGACUGCAAGGCUGACAGGAAGGCAGCUACCAUUUCCAAAGACUAUGCCAGAGGUGGGGUUGAAUUCUACGAUAAAAUCUUGUCCCGCAACAGGAUUCUUCGUGGUCUGAUGGGCAAACAGGGUAUGAAAAUGUAUGCUCCGAGUGGUAACCUUUUCCCAAGGCACUGGUUCAGAAUAAAGUAUACACCGUACACUUACCGAAGAGAUUUGAUUGUUAAUAUUUUAAGAGAGCUCCAGGCAUAGGAAGGGAGUGCUUGAAUUUUAAACUUGUGAAUUAUGUAUUCUCUUGGAACACUGCUGUGCUGCUUUUUUUUUGUAUUCUCUGUAUCUUCAUUAGA